Molecule: messenger RNA, 2091 nt
Organism: Mangifera indica (mango)
Lineage: Eukaryota; Viridiplantae; Streptophyta; Magnoliopsida; Sapindales; Anacardiaceae
Product: cation/H(+) antiporter 4-like
Exons: 2
Coding region: 1-2091 (696 amino acids)
Biological process (GO): regulation of pH; proton transmembrane transport
Cellular component (GO): endomembrane system; membrane
Molecular function (GO): antiporter activity
Source: RefSeq, a predicted model, not a curated record
AUGAAUUACAAGGCUGGCCUGAUACUCUCUCCAGCGGUAAUCGGAAAAACUGCUUCCACAAAGUUGUUAAAUAGUGACGCCGUAAAUGGGAUUGGAGUCUUCGGGGCAUUUGGCUAUGCUGGCUUUCUUUUCUUUAGUGGCGUUAAAAUGGAUCCAACCAUGGUGACAAGAUUGAGUAAAAGGGCAAUUUACAUUGGUUUCCUGUCAAUUAUACCGCCUGCACUGUUUGCUUUAUCAAUCCUACAGGUUUUCUGCAAUACUAAAGAAGAAAAGGAUAUACAAAUGGAGAUUGCAUUUGGUUAUGCUUCUUCGACAUUUCCAGUCAUAACUUGUGUGCUCAGUGAAUUAAAGAUCAUAAAUUCAGAACUUGGCCGAAUCGCACAAAGUUCCGCAAUUGUUAGUGGAAUUUUGAGCAUAUUUCUCUUUGUUUUUUGCAAUUUGUUCGGAGAAAAUUUUCACAGUGUUCUCAUCGAAUUUUCCAUUAUUCUCAUCUACACUGCGUUCCUCUUUUUGGUGAUUCGGCCUGCAAUCAAAUUCGUCGUUAGACGCCUCCCUGAAGGCAAGCUUCUAGACAAGUUUUUCAUUGGACUUUUUGUAUUCAUGUUUCUGCUUUCUGUAAUUUCAGCCAAAUGGUCUCCAAGGUUUAGGUUCUUGGGGCCUCAUCUUCUUGGACUGGCAAUUCCAGAUGGACCACCAGUGGGAUCUACUUUGGUUGAGAAGUUAGAAAGUAUGAUGAAUCAAAUAUUUUUACCCAUGUUAUUUGUAACAUCUGGUAUGAGGGUCGAAAAAUUGUUCAUCAUUUUUCGCAGUCAUCUCUCAAUUGUAACUGCAUUUUCGAUCGCCGUAGCGAUGAUGGUGAAAUUUGUGGCUUGCUUGCUGCCAUCCUUGUAUAACAACAUGCCUUUUAAAGAUGCUUUAACAGUUUCUGCCAUUAUGUGCUCUAAAGGUGCUGUUGAGCUCGCCGGGUUCAUCUACUUCAGCGACAAAAAGAUUAUAGAUGCAGAAUUAUAUGCCCUUCUGUUUUAUUUCAUCCUGUUUAUGUCAAUCGUUGUGCCAAUGCUUGUGACAAGUCUCUACGACCCAGCAAGAAAAUAUGCAGGCUACCAUAAGAGGAACAUCAUGGCUUUGAAGCCAAAUUCAGAGCUUUCAAUAGUAUCUUGCAUUCAUGUACCCGAUGAUGUAACCGCAGCAAUCAAUCUAUUGGAUGUCGCAUUGCCUUCUAAAGACAGUCCCAUGGUGGUUAACGUUCUUCAUCUCAUGAAGCUUAGAGGACAAUCAACUCCAAUCUUCAUUUCCCACGACAAGAGAAGAAGCCCCAAUGUCUCUUCAUAUUUCGAAAACAUCAUCGUUUCUUUUGAUAAAUUUGAGGGAACCAAUUGGGGAGCCAUAUCUGUCAACGCCUUCACAGCAGUUUCUUCGCCUAAUUUUAUGCAGGAAGAUAUAUGCACUCUUGCAUUGGACAAAGCCUCAUCGCUGAUAAUCCUUCCAUUCCAUCGCAGAUGGUACAUUGAUGGAAACAUAGAGUCGGAUGAUAAAUACAUAAGAACCCUAAAUUCCAAGGUCCUGGAAAUGUCUCCUUGUUCAGUAGGAAUCCUCAUUGACCGCGGCAAAAUAAACCGUCCGGUUUACGAUGACCCAUUAUCAGAACCAGAAUACCAUGUUGCAGUCAUAUUUAUAGGAGGCCAUGAUGAUCGCGAGGCCUUAACUUUCGCAAAACGGAUGGCUCUAAACACCAGGGUGACCCUCACAGUGAUUCAUUUGGUUGCGGCCGAAAACGAGGUGAAGGGGGAUAAUUGGGGGAAAAUGCUGGAUACGGUGAUAUUGAGGGAUGUGCAGAAGAAUGGGUAUAUACAUUACGAGGAGAUGAAGGUGAGCGAUGGACCUGAAACGGCAAGAAUACUUCACUCUGUGGUGAGUGAAUUCAAUCUCAUAAUUGUUGGGAGGAGAGCUGACGUAGAGUCGCCUCAGACGUCAGGGCUGAGCCAAUGGACUGAAUUUCCUGAGCUUGGAGCCCUUGGAGAUCUUCUGGCAUCAAAGGAUUACAGUGGUAGAUGCUCAGUUUUGAUCGUGCAACAACAGCGGACAGCUUAA